This is a messenger RNA of Hyaena hyaena (striped hyena), 1733 nucleotides long. RefSeq names its product proline rich 18 (gene PRR18). Lineage: Eukaryota; Metazoa; Chordata; Mammalia; Carnivora; Hyaenidae. The transcript has 3 exons. The record is from RefSeq and is a predicted model, not a curated record. The coding region runs from base 378 to 977 and encodes 199 amino acids.
UCGGGCACCGCAGCUUCCUCCGCAGACAGCGGAGCGCGGGGCCCGCCUGGCCGGCCUCUUAAAGGCAGCAAGCGGUUGUCCAGGACUUUCCCUCCACCGGGAAGGGGCUCCGCCCAGGACUUAGGACCCAGCAGGCCCUCCCGCCUCCGCCCCUCCCCGCCUCGUGCGGUCCCGGGGGGGGGGGGGGGGAGCCCGGUCCCGCCCCGCGCUGUCCCGGCUCCGUGGCGGGUCGCUCGCAACAGUCGUGACACCAGCCGGGCGCUCGGCUCCUCCUGCUGGCGCGUCCCGCUCGGCCGGUGACUGUCCCCGCGGGUCAUCGGACCGAGGAGCCCGGGCGUGAGCAGGCCGGGGAUGCCGCGGCUGGACGCAGGGCGCCGAUGACCCGCCGGCUCCGCGACAACAUGCCCUUCCCGCCCGCGCCGGCCCCGGGGGCCCCGGCCGCGCGCCCCCCGCCCCGCAGGCCCAGCGCCCCCCGGAGGGCUGCGGCCCCCGCGCCCGCCCAGCCCGCGCCCUCGCCGCCCGCCGCCGACAGGAGGCGGCCCCCCGACGGCGCGCGGUCCGGCUCCCGGCCCUCCGCCACCCUGAGGAGGCCGCCGCGCGCCCCCGCCUGGCCGGCCCGCUCCGGCCGCAGCCCCGCGAGGGACGCAGCCCCGGGGACGCGGCCCCGCGCCGCCGCCGCCGCGCCCUCGUCGCCCAGCCUGCCCGCCGAGCCCGUCCUGCUCCGCCCGAGGCGCGGCGGGGAGAGGCGGCCGCCCAGCGAGCGGCGCGGGCAGGACGACGCGGAGCGCGAGGGGGCGGCGCGCGCGGCGGACGAGGGCCUGGUCCGCAGGUGCACCGAGUGGCUGCGCGGCGUGGAGGCGGCGGCCGCCGCGCGCGACCUCUCGGGGCCCCUGGACGCGCUGCCGCACCUGAGCGCGCUUCUCUCUGUCUCCCUCCCUGUCACUAGGUGCGAACCGGGUCAGCUAGAGAGCGUUUAAUUCAACAGGAGUGACGUCAGCCCACAGAUGGGUUGCAAAACCAAAGCCCCUCCGCCCCGAAUAGCUCAUCUUUUCUGACUCCUGUUUGAAUGCAUAGAGCUCGAUUGUCUUUUAUUGAAAAUGAAUGUAUCAACACCAGGGAAGCCUGGGUGGCCAUCUGGCUGAGGUGGCACGGGGACGAGUCUGUGUAGACGCUCAAUUGGGGACAGAAUGCUGGCUCUGGAUGCCCGCCAGCAGCCGAGCGGUGAGCGUGAGUCCCGGGCGGGCAGGGCAGUAACUGCUCUCACGAACACUCAGUGUGGAUACGGGGAAUCGGGAGACCCAGGGUUAAAGACGCUUAUUCCUAAAGUAAUCGACUUUCCAAAGCAUCGUUCCACGUCUGCCCCUGUGCGUGAGUGUCCCUUGGCCCGUUGCCGUCACAGCGCAGGGGUCCGUGUGCCCCUGUUCCUUGCCUCCCUCUCCUCACCCUCUUCCUUCUCUGGGACCCUCCCCGCUGCUCUUGCCUGGCCACAGUGCGAUUCUGAGCUCUUUUCCCAGUGGCGUUUGCCCAACAGACAUUUCCGUGCCUUGCUCUUCACUGUCAAAGCAGAUGAGCGAGCGGAACAUCUCUGGUGCUCUGGUUGAUGACCCUCCGAGAGACAAGUUCCACCCGUGACACCGAGGUCUCUUCGUGUUGUUACUGACAUUUUGAGAAAGUUUUCUGAGUCCCUCUGCUGCAAUUUCUUAAUGUUUAAAUAAAAGAGAAAGUCGAUGCUU